ACUGGUUAUACAGCGUAGCUGGUUGAAGGUUUGAGCAAAAUGAGUGGGAAUCAUUAUGAGUGGCAGCUGUUGAAUGGCAAUCAGUGGCUGAAAAUAGAGAACGAUCAUGUGAUUGAGACUCACUACUGUCAGGCCGGAGCAAAGGGAAUCACCAUCAACACAAGCUUAGGGAAGGUUUUUAUAGACUUCGAUGAGCUGAAAACUGAUAACGCAGCACUUAGGGUGCAGAGACUGAGCUUUUUUCCUCAAGGUCAGACUGAGGACAUCGGCUGGUACUUCAGAGACGAUAACCUGUGGCGUGAAUAUGGAUCACAGAGCUCAAACAUGUCCUCAUCAUCAAUCAACAGCAAAGACAUUGAGACACAUUUCACUCAGAAUCCUCAGGGAGUCCUUCAAUUCAGCGUCGGCCAGAUUACUUAUUCCCUGGACUUUUCCACCAUGACACAAACCAACCAAACCACUGGCUUACGCAGAAAUGUGCGCAGGAGACCUAAGUUUACUUUAAGCGAAACUAGCAGCAUUAACUCAUCCCCACCCCUGCCUCUCGCUUCACAACCCCUCCUCCAUAACCAAAGCUUUAAGUGGGAAUUCAUGGGAGAAGAAGGACAAUGGACAGAAUACCAGGCGCAUAUAUGUUCACUUGACAGCAGUGCCAUCGAGAAACAAUACCAGCAGAACCCACAGGGCCAGAUCCAGUUCCACACUAGACAUUUCUCAUAUACGCUGGAUUUAGCAAGUAUGUUUCAAGUUAAUAAUAAUAUCGGGACAAAAAGAAGCGUGAGGAGGAGUCCAGAUGAUAGUGCUCAGAGAAGCAGCAGUUUAGGCACAAAUGUUCGUUGGCAGUUUAAAGAUAUCGAUGGGAUAUGGAAAGAUUAUUCCAAAAGUUUUGGUCAGUGCACCAUUACAAGUGCAGAGAUCGAACUCCAGUACCAGCAGAACCCAUCAGCCACCAUGUUUUUUAACACCGCCAGAUUUAGUUAUGAGCUCAACCUGUCAGCCAUGACUCAGAGGAACCUGUCCACAAACACCAUCAGGUCAGUGAAACGAGUCCUCCAGUGACCAGGACGACCUGUUCGGAGUGAGGAAAAAUCUUUGCACAUAUUAUAAGCUGCUUUAAAUUGAUUGAAGCGUUUACAGGAAUGCAAGCAUUAAUGGAGUUGAGAUGCUAAUCUGCUUCCCAUCAACUUUAAGGUUUUCAGGUUUACUUUCUGCACAUUUUUUAUAAAUGUAAUUUUCAAAGGGCUCUUAAGGUUUAUGUCAAAUUCUAAUGGUUUGUACUAUAUCCUGAUUUUAAAGUGUAAAAAAUACAUUCAGUUUCUGGCAGAUCUUGGUUAUUUUAAGAAUAAAAUACUGAAGAUGUAGAUAAAAAUUGAGACUGAAUAAGAAAAGGAGCAAGUAGGGAGGUAGCUUCAUGGAUUUGUUAUUGUUUUAGAUAUCUAGAAGCUGAAAAACGUCAUAUUUGUUCUAAGUCUGUAGCUCUAAAGUUUUUUUAAUUGAAAACAACCUGUAAUCUAGACAGUCUCAUAUGGAUUAGACCCAUUGCUCCUGUAAAAUAGCUCUUGCUAAUAAGCAUCAUGUUAUUUAACUAAACUGGGUUCUUGGGUAAACAUUGAUGAUGCUACAGAUAGAGGUAACAUUUGCAUGUUUUGUAUUUUUAAUAACCUCAAACAUCUUUAAUAAAU
Messenger RNA from Cyprinodon variegatus (sheepshead minnow), 1682 nucleotides. RefSeq lists its product as uncharacterized. Gene Ontology annotation, molecular function: zinc ion binding. Bases 40 to 1059 code for a protein of 339 amino acids. The record is from RefSeq and is a predicted model, not a curated record. The transcript has 11 exons. NCBI's taxonomy places the organism in Eukaryota, Metazoa, Chordata, Actinopteri, Cyprinodontiformes, Cyprinodontidae.